Molecule: messenger RNA, 4128 nt
Organism: Seminavis robusta
Lineage: Eukaryota; Bacillariophyta; Bacillariophyceae; Naviculales; Naviculaceae
Source: the annotation of a GenBank genome assembly
CAAAGAUACUACUCAGUAGUAGUUACUCGAUCAAAUGAUGUCGUCCAGCCAAUGAUUUCUCAUGCCUACAAAAUCCCAAGCAAUCAAUCACCAUGCACCCUCUUGAAUUCACAAGGAGCAAGUUCCUUUGGUCAUACCUGGGCUUGCUGCUAUCUAGCUAGCCUGAGCUUGACUUUGGUGGUUGUGAGUGAAAUGCAAAUAAAUAUGUGGCAGGCUGUACAGUCGUACGAUGUAGUAAGGGUGGCAUGGAAUUUGACGGAAAUUUCGAUCCAGAAACAGGAAGCCCGAAGAAUUCAUUCGAGACCAUAUUAUCAAGUACCGGUGCGAUUUGAUAGAUUUAAUCCCCUUCAAAGAUUCGCAUUGGGGGAUGUGCACGAUUGGAUCCAUGGAACAUUGUGGAUCCAUUUGGUUCUAUCCUGUUCCCACGCUCCGUUUGCACGCACCACACAGCGACCUUUCAUCGACUAAACUUCCCUCCUGCAUCUCCCAUCACGACAUCACGACCCAAGCAAGCUAAGCAAGAGGUCAAACCAACCAAACGAGAGGCAUACCAGCAAGCUCAAGCAGUAUUGGUGCCAGAAAGAGAGGCGCUUCGUGCAGAACAACAAGAAACAUUCGGUUAGCACCAGCGAAUUCAAGGGUAGCAGAGUUUCCAUCAACCCGACCAUUCCAAAAUGAACGAUCCCAUCAUUGUGUUACCACUACACCACCACCAUGACAACAAUCACCAAGCAGAGUCUGACAUUAGCCAUGACGAGGAGCUGCCAGCUUUCCGAGAGGCUUCCCACAGCCCACCAAGUCCUGCAACCAUGGACAUGGUGGGUAUGCCGCCUUUAAACGGAGCAAUGGCGGCCAAGAUGACAACAAUGGGCAGCCAGAAUAAUGGCAACAUGAAGAUGAUGAUGAUGAAACGAAAUAUGGGUCCUUUGAAUCGUGAUGAUUCACUGGCGUCUACCGUCGCCAUGUCGGAAAUGAGGUCGUCGUCCUCAACCAGUUCCCAAGAUGUGAUUGUCCGCGUCCUGGAAGACCCCUCGGAUGGGGAUUGGCUUUGUCAGCUACAGCAUCGACUGUACUCGAGGGAAGAAGAAGAAGCCAUCCUGUUGAGAGCCUAUCAGCACAACGCUCGAUCUUCCUCUUCCUUUCGAAGUGCCAGCAGCAAUGGGGAGCUGUGUCUUAUUAGUGGGGCGCAGGGCUUGGGAAAAACUAGGUUGGCAAGAACGCUGGAAGCACCGGUAAAGGAAGAUGGUGGCUUUUUCCUCAGUGCCAAGUUUGAUCAGGUCAAGGAAGCUAAGCCUAUUCGUAUCUUUGCAGAGGCCUUUACAGAAUUCACUCAUGCCGUACUAUCCAGAGGACCAGAGAUGGUCCAAUCCAUGAGACAGGAGAUUCGAGAAGCCCUGGGGGAUGAACUGGGUGUCUUGUUGUGUGGUAUUCCCAAAUUGGAACAGAUUGUGGGGACACCGGAUGAACCCCGCAACGGACAGUUCACCUGCCAAAUGGCAAAGCGAUUUGUCUUUGCCCUGCAUGAUCUGAUUCACGUCAUUUGCAAAAGUGGGCCAGUUGUGUUUCUAUUCGACGAUAUGCAAUGGAUGGACAAAUGCUCGGGCAAGAUACUCAAGUGGUUCUUGACCGGUUUACAUAACAAACGCCUCUUCAUUGUGGCAACUUGCGAUGACAGUGUCGGACCCUGCAGCCCAGUCUCGAACCUGCUCAGGGAAUUGGAAGACGAGAAUCAUCAACAGAUAUUCCAGAUUGAAGUUUCGCAAAAGCCAUGCAGUGCCAUUUGGAAUAUUUUGACGACAGCCUUACCAAUGCCAAAGGACAAGCAUGAUGUCCUGGCUCAACUGGUUUGUGCACAGACCCAGGGAAAUCCUCUAUAUAUAUUGGAGUUCUUGAGAUGGCUGUCGGACAAUGGCUUGCUGAUGUAUGACGCGGCUCAGGGAACAUGCACUUUACUUGACGAAGAUGUUCGGCUGGCCAUCAAUUCGUGUCGUUUGGGGGACUUCUUGGUGGAUGUGUUGGAGCAGCUUCCCACAGACGUGCAGCACGUGUUGCGAGUGGCGGCUUGUUUUGGGAACGAUGUGAAGGAAGAUUUUUUGAAAGUCGUCCUACCUCAAGAUCCCAUUACUGAUCACCUUCAUGAUGCCACAUCCCGAGGUAUUCUUGUCUUUGACCAAGACACAGGUUACUCCUUUCGACACGACGGUCUGCAACAGGCUGCUCUCGCGUUGAUCCCUCCGCAAGAGAAGGAAGCGAUGCAUUAUUUCCUCGGUCGGAAGCUAUUGAAAGGGCUUUCCGAAGCAGAACGAGAAAAACACAUGUUUUUGAUACUUGGGCAAUUGCAACUGGCAAAGAAUUUCAUUCAAGACCGCCAAGACAAAGAAUCGGUUGCCAUGCUGUGUUUGUCAGCAGGCCGAGCAUCGGCUCGGGCCUCUGCGUUUGGUGCCGCUGCCGGGUACUUUGAGUUUGGUAUUGAAUUGACGGAUGCUUUCUUGUGGAGAGGAGACUACAGCCUCAAGCUUGCACUCUACAAUGCUGCAGCUGAAAUGGAGCUCACAAUUGCCAACUUUGAGAGGGUGCAUGAACUCAUCGAGAUUGUCUUUGCAAACGUACCAAACUGCAAGGAUAGGCUUCAAAGCUUCAACACACUCAUCUAUGCGUACGGCGUUCAAGAUCAGCAACACCUUGCUGUUGAAACGGGAAUCAAAGUGCUAUCUGAAUUGGACGAAACCUUUCCGGUUAAGAACUGCAUGACAAUGCUGCGAUCAGAAAUGAGAAAGGUCAGGGGACUCCUUCGUGGCAAAUCGAAUGCGCAAAUCAUGCGAAUGGAGAUGGUGAAGGAUGAAGGGAAACUCGCAGCCCUUCAAAUCCUCAAUAUCAUGUUCAUGAACGCUGCAAUUUCCCGACCGAAGUUUGCUCCAUUCAUCCAGCUCAAAGCCAUCCAGAUCACAAUGAUGUAUGGCCUUUCAAAUCUGUCGUCCUUUGCAUUUGCGUCCUAUGGUAUGCUUUGUACAGCAAUAGGCAGAUUUGAUGAAGCCAACCGUUAUGGACAGUUGGCACUGGAUCUGCUGCAAAAAUUUCAAGCAAAAGAGUACGCACCCAGAGUGUUCGCGGCCGUGUACGGCUGCAUCAUCCCGUGGCAACGUCCCAUCCGAGAAACAAUCGAGCCACUGAAACGAGCUGCUGAGAUUGGGUCUUCCACCGGAGACAUGGAAUUUGCAGUGUUGAAUUUUGCGAUCUACGCAGGAACAACAUUCUACACAGAUAGCAAGUUGCCUGUCGUUUCGAACCGGAUCGGAGAUGUCAUCACCAUGAUGACAGCCCGUGGACAAGAUUCUAUGAUCACAAUGAUCAAGCCCUUCCACCAGUUGACGCUCCACUUGAUGGGAAUGGCCGACGACCCCACCAAAAUCGAACUAGACGAGUCUUUCAAACACGCAGAGGAAACCAAGAACGUGACAUCUUUAGUGUGCUUACGGCUGCAACAAAUGAUGAUUUCUUAUCUGUUUGGGGACUACGGCGUUGCUGGGAAGAUGGUUGCAGAAAUCGAAAAGUUGACGUUCCCACCACCGGGAAUCGACGCGAUCUUUUGCAAGUUUUUUGUUGGCAUGACGCAUCUUCAGAAUGCCCGGAGAUUGAAGGGCAUGCAACGGUUCAGGUGCCUGAACAAGGCCAAGAAGGCCAUCAAGGCGCUCAAAAACUGGAGCAGGCACUCACCACAUAAUUGUCUUCCGAUGAAGUUCUUGCUGGAAGCAGAGCUGGCUUCGUAUCAGGGCAAAAACAAGAAAAGCUACGAAAAGUACACGGCAUCGACAGCCCUCGCCGUGGAUGCUAGUUUCAAGAUGAUUGAGGCGAUGAGCCACGAACAUGCAGGUCGCCACCUCUACGGCAUUGGAGACGAAUCACUGGCAGCGGCUUCAUUCAAGAAGGCUCUGUCCGCCUACAAGGACUGGGGUGCCGUGGCUAAACUGAAGAGAUUGCAAGAAGAGGUUCAGCCAAUGUUCGCGGGCAGCAGCGUGCAGUUCGAGCACGUUUCUCUUCGUUAGUGUUACUAGUAACUUGCGUGUUUGCUAAAAUAAAUGUAACUUCUACUGAUAAUGCCAUCGAAUAUCUAGGAUUUGCGUUUUUCUC